AUGGCACCAUCCAAAUUCUUCUCCUUCUCAUUACUCUUGCUAUCCACAACAGUGCUUUACAAAGCCGAAGCUGAAGAGCCUCUUCCAAAAACCAUGAUUUUCUACCUCCAAGACACAGCAAAGGGACCCAAUGCAACCGUUUCCCCAAUAAUUGGCCUCACCGGAAAGGAUUGGUCCUUCGACCAAUUCGGAACCAUAUUUGCGGUGGACGACCCUGUCAUGCUGAGCCCAAGCCCAAUGUCUGCUGAAGUGGGCCAGAUCCAAGGCCUGAUGGUAGUGUCGGCCCACGAUGGGGCUGAUGUAUAUGCUUCGCUUUCAAUUGUUUUCACGAAUUUGCAGUACAGUGGUAGUAGCAUACAGAUCCAAGGUGUUAUUCGUCAACGUGAGAGAUAUAGAGAACUCUCUGUGGUGUCUGGGACUGGCAAAUUUCGAUUUGUAAGGGGCUACGCUGCAUUUGAGACUUCAUUCUAUGAUCCAAAAACUGCACACUCCAUCAUCUACCAUAAAAUGGCACCCUGCAAAUUCUUGUCGUUCUCAUUUGUACUUUUGAUAUCCACAACGAUGCUUCACGAAGCUAAUGCUCAAUUCAAUGUUCCAACAACUUUGACUUUCUACCUCCAAGACAUAGCAAAGGGACCCGGAGCAACCGUUUCCCCGGUCACGGGCCUCACCGGAAAGGAUUGGACCUACGACCAAUUCGGAACCAUACUUGCAGUGGAUGACCCUCUAAUGAUGGGCCCAAACCCAAUGUCCACCCAAGUGGGCCGGGCCCAAGGCGUGCUUGUAGUGUCGGCCCAGGAUGGUGCUAACGUGAACGCGCUUCUUUCACUUGUGUUCACGAACUUGGAGUACAGUGGAAGCACGUUAGAGAUCCAAGGAGUUAGUCGGCAACGUGAGAAUUAUAAAGAGCUUUCGGUGGUGUCUGGAACGGGGAAGUUUCGGUUUGUGAGAGGCUAUGCUUCGUUGCAAACUCUGCUCUACGAUUCUGCAACGGCACAUUCUAUCCUACGCCACUCAAAGAAAAUGACACCAUCAUUUUCAACCCCAACAAAGCUCUUGUCCCUUUCAAUGCUCAUGAUAUCCAUGACAAUGGUUUAUGAAGCUUUUGCUCAAUUACCUCAACCUGUGCCUCAUCAAACAACGUUGGUGUUCUACCUGCAAGACAUAGCAAAAGGGUCUAAUGCCACAGUGGCUACAGUGACUGGAAUCAAAGGAAAGGAUUGGUCCUACAACACAUUUGGAACCAUAUUCGUGGUUGAUGACCCUGUUCUGUUGAGCCCAAGCCCAACCUCUGAAUUAGUGGGUCGGGCUCAAGGUGUACUCGUAGUUUCGGCCCAUGAUGGGUCUAAUGUGAAUGUGGCUAUUUCAAUUGUGUUCAACAAUUCGCAGUACAAAGGUAGCACCUUGGAGCUCCAAGGUAUUAGUCGUCAACGUGAGAAUUUAAGGGAACUCUCAGUGGUGUCUGGUACUGGUAAGUUUCGCUUUGUAAGGGGCUAUGCUACACUGCAAACUAUGCAAUAUGAUCCCCAAACUGCAAACUCCAUCAUUCGUUUGCCACCCUAUAAAUACAGCUCUCUGUUCUCAGAAACCACAUUAAAAAGGAUCCUUGUUCCAAAGGUUGAAAUGGAUGACAAAGAGAAACAACAUCCACAACCCCAUGUAGAGUUACCAAUAGAUGUUUCCAUUACCAGAACUCAAUCCAAUUGCUUCCAAAUCCAAUGUUUGUCCUCUAUUCUGACAAAAUUCCAUGCAGGGUACUUUAGGAUCAGUUUGUCUCUCACAAGCCAAGCUUUUCUAUUGAAGAUCCUCAUUGAACCAAUCCAAGAUGCACAUGCUCUCAGACGUUUGUUUUCAUCCAUACCCUCUUCUGUCCACACUCUCCUAUGGUUCCUGGCCUUGUUCGCACUAGCCACACUCUCUUUUCUCUACAUUCUAAAAUGUCUUUUACACUUUGACAUGGUUAAGGAUGAAUUCUUAAACUACGUGGGGGUAAAUUACCUAUUUGUCCCCUGGAUUUCUUGGCUCAUUUUGCUAGAAUCAUCACCAUUCCUCUCCCCAACAACACUUCUUUACAAAAUACUUUGGUGGGUGUUUGUUGUGCCAGUGGUGAUGCUUGAUGUGAAGAUUUAUGGCCAGUGGUUUACAAAAGGGAAGAGGUUUUUGUCAAUUGGAGCAAACCCAACAAGUCAGUUGUCUGUGAUUGGAAACUUGGUGGGUGCACAAGCUGCUGCACAAAUGGGUUGGAAGGAGAGUGCACUGUGCAUGUUUUCUUUGGGUAUUGUUCAUUACUUGGUGCUUUUUGUGACACUGUAUCAGCGAUUAGCAGGGAACAAUAACAUCCCUUCAAUGCUGCGUCCAGUGUUCUUCUUGUUCUUUGCAGCACCAAGCAUGGCAAGCUUGGCUUGGAACUCCAUUUGUGGCAAGUUUGACACCACAUGCAAGAUUUUGUUCUUCCUCUCUUUCUUCCUUUUCUUGUCCCUGGUUUCAAGGCCUAUGCUAUUUAAGAAGUCGAUGAAGAAGUUCAACGUGGCAUGGUGGGCUUAUUCGUUUCCUCUUACGGCUUUGGCACUGGCUUCGGUUGAGUAUGCUCAUGAAGUUAAGGGAAUCAUGGCUCACGCCAUCAUGUUUGUCUUAUCAUCUCUCUCUGUUCUUGUGUCUCUCGUAUUAAUGCUUAUCACUGUUAUCAACGCGACCAAGCACGCACUUACUCCCCUGUAA
Molecule: messenger RNA, 2718 nt
Organism: Sphenostylis stenocarpa
Lineage: Eukaryota; Viridiplantae; Streptophyta; Magnoliopsida; Fabales; Fabaceae
Source: the annotation of a GenBank genome assembly